CGACUAUGGAAGCAGGCUUCAUAAAUUGGAGGCCGUCACCACCAUCCCCCCCGACCGUGGCGCCUCAAAGCCUCAUGAAGCCCGCCACAGCGCGGUUGGUCGAUCGCCCAACCCUCCAGGCAAGGCGACGCAGCAAGGCCCUGGCCCCGAGCUCGUCGGUCCGGUCAACCAGCAGCACCGACAGCACCGACAGUACGGAAAGCACCGCCAGCUACAACAUAUCGCCCAUGUCAGGCUGGUCCAGCGGGUGGACAAAGACGUCUGGCUUCGAGUCUGCCUUGACGUCGCCCGACGACCUCAUCAGUCCCCAGAGCCUCCUGCCUGCCGGUCCCUUUGUCACCAGUCACACUACUAAUACGGCGGACGCGUCGUCGAUGAGGCCAGUCCCCUUUAGCAACUCCGAGUUUGAGAACAUAGUAGCCAACUCGUGCCCGUCUGAGCUACCCGCCGACAUUCCCAUGUUUGAUGACCUGCCCACCACCACCUCCUCCUCCAUCGCCAUGGAUCCUCAUAAGACGCAGGCACCCAUGGGCUUGGACCACUCUGCCUUCUCCUUCAACACCAAUCUCCAGUUCCAGCUGCCACUAGAGCACCAGCUGCCGCCUACCAAUACCGUCGAUGACCUCAGCCUACAUGUACCACCACACCCAUCUCACCAGCCACCACUGCCGGCGCUAUCGUCGUCCCAUUCCUCUCCACAGCAGACGUCCAAUAAUGCAGAGUCUAGCAUGAUGCAGCAUGUCGGCUCUUCCGGCCUCACUACCACCACGCAGUCCCUGGCCAGAUCAGCCCAGGACGCUCUCCGCAUGCACAUUGUCGAGUCAAGGAGCAAGAUUGACGACAUCAACGAGAACCGCCUCAUGGUGCAGCUCUGCCAGAUGCCACUGGCUUCCGUCGCCACAGUCGGUCUGGAAACCAUGGUGGACAUACUCGAAGGUCGCCAAGCUUCCUCCCCUCUAAACCUCCUCUGCUUCGUCCACGUCGUCUUCUCCCUGUCUCUGGCGGUUCACGAACAAGAAGCCUCCAAGCACGUUGGUGCCCUCUUCAAGCAAGCGCUGCUGUACAGCGACUGGUUUUCGGACGACGACAAGAUGCUCUUCAUCGAAGUCGUUUACACCUUGUGGAAACCUAGCGCAGUCCGCGACGAGGACAUUAUCGAGCUGUUAAAGUCAAGGCCAUCCAUUGCAGAGGCCGCCGUGGCCAAGGGCAAACAGCCCGAGCGUUCACUCCCGGAACUGAGAUCCGACCCGCUGGUACUAGUUGCGGCCUAUUUCUUAGAUGAGCUCGAGUACAUGGCGCUUAGCGACAGCAAUUACAGUGGACAGCCGUUUGAAAUUGCCCUGCAACACAUAAAGGACAGCGUCGGGGCGACCCACGAUUCGCCGUUUGCCAUUGCGGCACGGUUUAUGAUUGUGAACAUCUUUGCUCAUCAGUACUCCCACUUUCCCGGGUUUGAGCUUGGCAUGGAGAAACUCAUUGGCCAGAUCGACUCUGGCGAGGUGGCAACCGUCCGACGGCUGGAGCUGGAGCUGAUGCAAGCUGGAAAGACAUACCUGCCUUCCGACGCAUUUUUUGACGACUUUAUCGAGGUGGUUCGACGGCACACGGAUUCGCUCUACACGCAGGGCCCUUACUUCAGUCCACGGUCGACAUACCAUCGAUGCGGUAUCCAGCUUCUGUUGAGCGAGUACAGCAGAAGCCCCGUCGCCUUAGAGGCAGGGGUUGAGCCGUCGGGGGCUUCCGGGGCGGCCCAUGGAAUUGUGGGUGUAGUGCCCGGUGGCUUCGACAGUUUCUUCGACGAUAUGGUGAACCUCACCCCGGGCCCUGGGUUAGACGUCGACAACAUGACUGGCGCCUCAUCCAUGGAAGCGGCUGAGUGGACAGUAGAGGAGCCGGCAUUCGUCUCACCAGCAGCAGCAGCAGCAGGCAGUGCCGCCGUAGCCACUCCCGUGCCGCAGGCGGACGAGGAGGCGCUGAUAUCGCCCGUGGUCGCCACGCCCAGCAAGGCGGACCCUUCGGCAUCGACGUCGACCAAGGUGGAAUCGGACAACUGCUGCAAGAUCUGCGGCUACCGACCCAAGGGCGACCCGCGGUGGUUCGCGGGCAGCAUGGCCAAGCACAUGCGCACGAUCCACAGCGACAACCCGCAAAUCUUCCGGUGUCCCUACCCGGGCUGCACGAGCCAGUACAGCAAGCGGGCGGACAACCUGCGGCAGCACCAGAUCGAAAAGGGGCACUUUGUGGACGACGAGGGGAAACAGGGGCGGCGGCCGCGGAAGCGCAAGAGGCCGUCGGAGGGGGGCGGGGAGUGUUGAGGUUUGGUUUGCUGUCCUUUUUUAUACCCUCUUCUUCUUUGUUUUUGAGCUGGCUAUUUGAGUAAUUCUGCGCGCUUUGGUUUGGGACUUAUAAGAAAGCAAAGAGCAGGCAAAGGCGUAUAUA
Messenger RNA from Trichoderma citrinoviride, 2439 nucleotides. RefSeq lists its product as hypothetical. NCBI's taxonomy places the organism in Eukaryota, Fungi, Ascomycota, Sordariomycetes, Hypocreales, Hypocreaceae. The record is from RefSeq and is a predicted model, not a curated record. The transcript is spliced from 6 exons. Bases 75 to 2315 code for a protein of 746 amino acids.